Molecule: messenger RNA, 1272 nt
Organism: Plectropomus leopardus (leopard coralgrouper)
Lineage: Eukaryota; Metazoa; Chordata; Actinopteri; Perciformes; Serranidae
Source: RefSeq, a predicted model, not a curated record
GCACCUGAGGAACGCAGGGGUCACCUGGCCACGCUGCUGAGCAAGGUGCGCCUGCUGUUAAUGUCCAGUAAUUACUUGGUUUAUACUGUGACUCCGAACGCUCUGGUGAGGAUGAGUCCGUCAUGCAUGACCAUGGUGAACCACGCCACGCAGACCCUGAUGGAGUCCAAUAUGAGGGGACCUCUGACCCGCACACGCCUUCCCUCUGCUGUGCUGUUGGCUAUCGGCGGGUGGAUGAAUUAUACUCCAACCAGCAGGAUCGACUUGUACAAUGUUCGAGCUGACCGCUGGGUGAGAGUGAAGGUGAAAGACAGCAGGGAUGCUCGUCGAGCGUUCCACGGUUGCGUCCUCCUCGAUGGAUUUGUCUACUGUGUCGGAGGUCGUGAUUGUAAUAAAUAUUUAAGCAGUGUACAAAAGCUCGACCUCAUCUCCAAAACCUGGCAAGAGGUGAGGCCAAUGUGCUCAACCCGCUGCUACGUCAGCGUGGUCAUGCUUGAUGGCUGCAUAUACGCCCUGGGAGGCUGUGAUCAAAAUGGGACACAUAAGACAGCAGAGCGAUACCAGCCAGAGACCAGCCUGUGGACUCUGAUCGCACCAAUGCAUGAGCACAGGUGCAAUGCCAGUGCCGCGACGCUACGCGGCAAGGUGUACAUUUUCGGUGGCUUCAGCAGGGUUGGACCCCUGUCAACUGCUGAGUGCUACGAUCCUCAAACCGAUCGCUGGACGCUGAUCACCCCCAUGGGAAACGGGUAUAAUGCAACACGGGCCAUCGCCUACAAAGACCAAAUAUAUGUCGUUGGUGGCUACAGAGACUUCUCACAUACGAGGAGAGUCAUCGCCUAUGACCCCCUCUCAGACCAGUGGAGCCUGGUGAAUCCCAUGAUCAGCCCUCGCAGCAGCUUUGGCAUCGCCGUGUUGGAGGACCAGCUAUAUGUGGUUGGAGGGUACGACAAUCAUGGCAACAUCUGUAAGGUGGAACGCUACGAUGAAAAGACCAAAACGUGGCAAAUCGUCCAGGACAUGGAGGUGUCACGCAGCAGCUUCGGCUGCUGUGUGGUCGAGCGAUGCCUGUACACUGCUGCAUACCUGUGAUAACACAAUCAGCUGUCAUUUAUUAGUUUAUACUUUGUAUUAACCUGAAUCUGUAAAGCCGUCAAAGAAAUGUUGAGCAAUAAAGUGCAAUAUUUGCCUCUGGUCUUGGAGUAGAACUAUAAAGUGGCAUAACAUGGAAAAACUCAGUAUGAAUAUUUACAGUACCUGAGUAAAUCCCAG